AUGGGUCGUACAGUCGAUCAGGAGGUGCAUGCAGCCUUCGUUGAGUUUCGCGCUAAGGAAGACGACAAGGCACGUGAUCCUUGUCUGUCUGUACAAUGUAUCUAUUGCCAGCAGAUCCGCGCGAAAAAUACCUCGCGUCAAAAACAACAUCUGCUUGAGUGUCCUGGUCUGAGAGGCCACCCCUCUGCUCCGCAACCCCAGGCAACUGCUGCUGGCCCCAAUGGCAUCGGCGGUGCCAAUGGUUACUCUUCUACUCCCAAUGGCCCUUCUGCGGGUGCCGGAGGUGCCGGGCCUGGCCCUUCAGGUGCUCAACUCGGUACUCCCAAUGGAGCUAUGAUGCCAAAUGGAGUCAAUCCUCAUGCUACCCCAAUUCAAACACCAUUGCAGAACCUGACAAAUCGUCCCUCAUUGCCCGCGCCUGGAACUUCGCAAGGUGGUGGUCCCUCUUCUACUCCCCUUUCGCAUCAGCAACGCAGUCAUUCUACCCCUAAACCUAAGCAGAAUCGUCAAAGUACCUCCAAUCUCCCUGCUCCCCCACUCGACGAUGUCCACGCUGCCUUUGUGGAGUUCCGUGCCAAAGAAGAAGACAAAUGCUUGUCUGUGCAAUGUAUCUAUUGCCAACAAGUGCGCGCGAAGAAUACAAGUCGUCAACGCCAACAUUUACUCGAGUGCCCAACGUACUUGAAUGUUAUGAAAGAUUCUAUUCCUGCCAAUAAUUUGCUGCAUACUUUCCCUGAAGGCGACAUAGCUCGAUCCUUGCAGAUUCCUGUCCCCAGUAUUGAGCUUGACUUCCGUAUGAGUAUCAAGUUGAACCCUAAAGUCAGCAUUGGCAGUAGCCUGUGGGGUGGACGCGACUGGGUUUCGUUCCUCGGUGGUCAGUGGGCUGGUCGAUGGGGUAAGGGUAUUAUCCUGCCCGGUGGACAAGAUUCUCAAGUCACAGUUAAAGAGAUGGCUACAUCAUUAAGCGCAAAUUAUGUCCUUCAGUCAUCCGAUGAACCACCAGCAUACAUCAUUGUCAAGGCUCAGGGCUGGUUAACCGGCGCCAAGGAUAUUCUCGAGAAACUCAAUGACCCCAAUCACGCCGAUACCAUUAACCCUAGCUCUUAUAAGUACCGUCUUAAUCUGUCCAUGGAAAGUGGUGACGAGCGAUAUGCCUUUGUCAACACUGUAAUGUGGGUUGGUUCCGGUUGCCGUCGCGGUCAUGAAGUCAUCCUUGACGCGUUCCGUCUGAAUUAAGACGUUAUCAAAUUGCCACAACAGUUUCGAUGCUUUAAUGCAGUCGCUUCCAGUUCUGAUAUUCUCUUCUUGAUUCUCUUCUUGAUUCUCUUCUGAACUUUUAGCUUCGAUCAUUCAGAUACAGUGUAUGCCUUACGAUGGAUUCUUUUAUUUCUACUUUUAACGGUGCAAUACGGAGAAAUGGUAUAAGUGGAUUUGGGUUUUCAUGCUUCCUCAAUUUCACUUCUCUUCUCUUUCUUGUUUGAUGGUUGCGUUGCAGGCUCUUCUCACUUUCUCGAGUUAUGAACCAUUGUGGAAGAUGAUAAAGGGGUAGUCAAUGGAAUUAUGAAUUGUUCUUUCCCUUCUUUUACUGCCUUCUUUCUUGGAAGUUUGAUUCUGAUAUUUGAUCUAUAUGGUAUUCGAUCUAUAUGGUAUUCCAGUUAUUUCCAAUUAUUUU
Talaromyces stipitatus ATCC 10500 is the source of this 1672-nucleotide messenger RNA. RefSeq lists its product as uncharacterized. The record is from RefSeq and is a predicted model, not a curated record. Bases 1 to 1236 code for a protein of 411 amino acids. The transcript is spliced from 5 exons. Lineage: Eukaryota; Fungi; Ascomycota; Eurotiomycetes; Eurotiales; Trichocomaceae.